AUGACCAAAAUCAUUGCCAUCCUCGGAGCCCUUGCCACUCUUGCCCUGGCAGCUCCAUCUCCCGCAGGCGACGUCGUUCCUCGCGCCUGCACCACUAUUCUCCCUUCGUUUAUCGACGUCCUCGACAGUGCCCACCCGAACACGGCCAACGUCGGCCAGCGCUUCACCCUCCGGCGCUCCGGCUCCCCAGUGACCAACAAUAAGAUCUCCGCCUUUACCUUCACCAAUAUCCCCGCCGGGGCCACCGGCUGCACCCUCCAGGUCAACGUACCGCCGUUGACCACAGCCAACCAGAUCGCCAAGGGCUCCAACCAGGCAGAGUUCUGGACGACCACCCCCUGGACCGCCGCGAACGCCCCGACCUGGAGCAACCCGCCAACCCGCGGCCAGAUGGUCUCUACCUUCCAGUUCCCGACGGGGGCGACCACCACCCCGAUCCAGCAGAACCUGGCGUCGAAUACCUGCUCCAACACGAUGAGCUUCUUGGCGCUGCUGAGCGAUUGGCAGGGGGCUGAGGGGCAGGUGGAUUUCACGCAGGGCGCGGAUCUUGGGUUCAAGUUGAUUUAUAACUGCUGA
This is a messenger RNA of Aspergillus aculeatinus CBS 121060, 576 nucleotides long. RefSeq lists its product as uncharacterized. The transcript has a single exon. The record is from RefSeq and is a predicted model, not a curated record. Lineage: Eukaryota; Fungi; Ascomycota; Eurotiomycetes; Eurotiales; Aspergillaceae. Bases 1 to 576 code for a protein of 191 amino acids.